Messenger RNA from Schizosaccharomyces japonicus yFS275, 3609 nucleotides. Its product is annotated as gamma tubulin complex Spc97/GCP2 subunit Alp4. The transcript has a single exon. The record is from RefSeq and is a predicted model, not a curated record. Bases 583 to 2877 code for a protein of 764 amino acids. Lineage: Eukaryota; Fungi; Ascomycota; Schizosaccharomycetes; Schizosaccharomycetales; Schizosaccharomycetaceae. Gene Ontology annotation, biological process: nuclear migration by microtubule mediated pushing forces; mitotic spindle assembly; cytoplasmic microtubule organization. Gene Ontology annotation, molecular function: gamma-tubulin binding. Gene Ontology annotation, cellular component: gamma-tubulin ring complex; old mitotic spindle pole body; inner plaque of mitotic spindle pole body.
GCAGUGACUAGAAUCUGUAAUGGAUUACUUAUUUAGCAAUAAAGCUUUGUCAGAGUUACUUUCUAGCACUGAUGUACGUUUGUUCAUUCUCUUAGACAGAAAAAAAUACCAAAAUUUAUAUAUUAUAGUGCUUUCGUUUUUCCUUUUUGUUUUUGUUAAUAUGUUACAACAAGUUCUUUUUCUUGAACAUAACGCUGGUUUAAAUUAACACGUUUAUUAAGUAGACACAAUAAGAAGAAAGCUUAAUUACAAUUUAUCACUUUAGCGUUGGUCAAGCAAUCUUGCAGGGAAACCUAACAGCAUAGGGAAAAAAGCAAACCAGGCGGUAUUUAUCUUGUUAUCAUAUAUUGUUCACAUAACAAGCAAGACCUUACGUUGAGGCUUGUUAAUACACGCUUACAAUUCCCUUUUAUCCGGUAAAAGUUUAAAUUGAUGAGUUCUUAACCAUCUCGUUUUUGACAAUUUCGAGUCUGAAACAAUCCGUUUAAAGAGAUAUUCUUUUAUUUGCGAAAUCGAUUCAGCUAUAGCAGGAUUGUUUAUACAUCAUCUUCGACUUGUUGUAGGUAGUUUCUUGAAAACGCCAUGGACGAAACAAAUGUUGCGGAAAACGAAAGCAAUAGGAGUCCCUGGUCCCUAAAACUCUCCUCCAGCAUAUCAACUCCAUUGGCCCCAUGCGUUCAGUGUUGUCAAUUCGAUGGCAUACUACUACAAGAGCCUGUUUCAGCAAUGGACUUUCGUACCCAAGAAAAAGUUUUGAUUUCGGAUGUCCUAAAUGCAUUGAUGGGAAUGCAGGGAACUUACGUACGAUUGCAAAAUGCACAACGUAACAUGGAUGGCUCCGUAUCAGAUCAAAAAGUCUUCAAGCUUGUCCCAGGCUUCCAUCCAAGUUUGGCUGAUAUUGCUAGCGAAAUAGUGCUCAUGGGAAAUCACCUUAUAGCCAUCCAGGCGUUUGUCAACGAGUAUUCUGCGUUUGAGUACGGACGUGUGAACAACGCCUUGUGCGCUGCCAUUCGGAAUCUUUGUCGUGAAUAUUUGCUACUAGUUACUCAGUGCGAAAGGCAAAGCAGCGUUGACACAGGAUUUUCACUUCAGACGUUACGUCUUUAUACCCUUCCCACCGCUCAAUCUCUUUCGCAUUUGUACUCCCUUACAUGUGACCUAAUAUUAGAAACCAAGCUUGCACAAAAAAGAAACACCGAACUGGAUCUCAGUAACAUUGACAAUAUUCUUGAACGACUUAACGAGGGAAACGGAAUUACUGACGUUUUCAACAAUCCACCCGGCAAACGAUCUAUAUGCAAGGGUGGUCGCGUUUUGCGAUUCCUAUCACAACGAAUUGAGCAGUAUGCGGGGGACCCAGGAAUCCGCGAGUUGCUUACUUUUAUUUUCCACGAAUCUUCAAAACCAUACACAGAGAUGCUCAAUUACUGGAUCCAUCGGGGUGUCAUUGAAGAUCCAUAUGAAGAAUUUAUGAUUAAGGCACAUCGUGGCAUCACAGCAAUUAAUAUUGAUGACGAUUAUACUGACGAGCUAUGGGAAAAGCGGUACACCAUCCAAGACGAGCUCGUCCCGUUACAAUUAGAACCGUUGAAAGACAAAGUCCUGUUGGCGGGAAAGUACCUAAAUGUAGUUCGCGAAUGCUACAGUAGCAUGGACAAGCCGUGGAACGCAGAUAAUAUCAGUGAAAGCUUGUGGCCAACUACGUUUGAUAAUGAUGUUUUCAUGGAUGCAUUUCUGAAAGCUUAUGGUUACGCCAAUGAGUCAUUGCUGCAGGUCCUGAAAUCUACACAGUCGCUGUACGCUCACUUGUAUUCAUUAAAACAUUAUUUCUUUCUCGAUAAAUCUGAUUUCUUUACCAGUUUUCUGGACAUUGCAGGUCACGAAUUGCGAAAGAAUGCCUCUCAAAUUUCCGUUUCACGACUCCAAUCACAACUUGAACUGUCACUUAGACAGCCAGGCACUUUAACGCUGCUUGAUCCGAACAAGGAAUACGUUGGCGUUGAGAUUAACCAAACUUCCCUUCUGGACUGGCUGCUACAGAUUGUUAGCAUCAACGGUCUCGAAGAAACAAAUCUUGCACGCGAGCCGGUCCUUUGGCUUGAAGACAACAGCAUUCAGCAUGCAGAAGUAGGCGACAUCGACAAGUCAGGCUCGAGAAGGGACGGAUCGCGCCCACCGGCUUCAAAAGAAAUCGAUGGAUUCCAUGCAAUGCAGUUGACAUAUCGUGUCCCCUUUCCACUCUCUUUAAUUUUGUCCCGAAAAGCGACUAUCCGCUACCAACUGUUGUUUCGAUUUCUGCUCAUGCUUCGGCACAAUGAGAUGCAACUUGAGUCUACAUGGAUUCACUUCACCAAGCAGGCCAUUUGGAACCAGAUUUCGUCUUCACGCCGUGUGGAAGUUUGGAAAAAACAUAUAUUUCAAUUACGCGUUCGCAUGCUGUUUCUUGUUCGUCAACUUACUUACUACUGCACUGCGGAAGUCAUUGAGCCAAAUUGGACCAAGUUCAUGGAAGGCCUUGAAAAGGCUCGAACAGUGGAUGUCUUGAUGCAAAAGCAUGUUGACUUCUUGGAUACCUGUCUCAAGGAAUGCAUGUUAACAAACUCAAAAAUGCUUAAGGUUCUGUCCAAGCUGCUGACGACCUGUACAAUGUUUGCUUCGUACACCUCAACGUUUACGCGGUCGCUCACGCUGAUCCAAAAAGGCAUUGCCGACACCGGUUCCCUUGAUGAAGCACGCAUGGCCAAAAUGGAAGACGUGCUUCGAUGCUAUGAUGAAAACUACUCCCACAACUUGAAGGUGUUCCUCGAUGCAUGCAGCUACUUUGCUAGCAUUGAAACAGCAGCACUGCUAAGCUUGGUGAUGCGUCUGACUACCUAGGCAAGCUUUGCCGGACAAUCACUAUUGGGAGUAACCCGUUCUACAACCCUGUCUUUCACUCGGCACUUUCUACAAGCGACUCAACGAUGUCAUUCUUGUGUCCCCAUGGAUAAAUAAUGUCACCGUUAAAAUCCGACAUGCGAAACAUGAACAUCGCACCUUAGAAAACGCCUUUUCUUCAUCGAAACCAUCCCUCCAUCCCUGCUUUUCACAGCGAUCCAUCCUACCACGCAACCCGAAACCCUUUCAACAGCGCAUUCUAUUUGCAAUGUUCCAUCGUCCCAUCUAGUAUGACUUCUACAUAACGUUCUCAGCAACACAAUUCGCCUCACUGCUCUUUGUUCAUACGUACUUCGCUAAUCCACAAACUUUGUUCGGCAUCUCGCUUCUUCACAACCUUGUCUCCAUCUGCUGACCGUUUCCUCCAAAAGAUAAAAACCUAUUGGAGAUCAACCAUAUGAUCGGCGCAACUAUAAUGUCAGCAGCUCGACCUAUUGCGACAGCGCUAUCCAACGACCGUUUCCUGGUCUCGUCAAAGAUUAGCUGAAACCAAUCCUGGCGUGCUUAUUUACAAAAUAUCCCUGUUCGCAAAAUUGCGGCCUCGCUUACCGCGAACCUUGCUUCUAUUGUUCAAUAACGGGUCCGCCCAGCGUAACGCAAUAUUACCAAAUGCUUCGGCACUCGCGGUUGCAAUUGGCAAUCCCGUACUGCUACAACUUAUCUGUGCAUAUU